CAUUAGAGGAGCCAUAAUUUGGGGAUGGUUGCAUCAGGUGUGACAGCUGAAUUUAGUUUUCCACGUUUGUGGGAAAAAUUGUAGGCCUACUCCCCAAAGCUUCGUAUACUGCCAUAACGUUCUUUUCAAUGUUAUGAACAUUUUGAAAGAGACAACUUUAAAAAGUUGCUGGUCUUGUAAAAUGUUUGUUUUCUUUGUGAGUACAAUGCUUGUAUGGUACGGAAGUGGGCACGCAGAACAGAACAAGUCACACAUCCUUCUCACAAACAGAACGUUAAAUCAAACAGAUGACGCAGACAUCACGUUCAACAAGACCCACGGUUCCGAUGCCAACCACACGGACAAACUUGGACCACAUGUUGUGAAAGAUAUCGUAACGGUUAUCGUUCAAGACGGAGAGAACAAAACGCACGCCUAUUUCCAUCUCAAAGAUGUAACCUUAAACAAAACGGAGCACAACGGAACAGUCAGCAACGGUUCUGAUGUAAUCAACAGCGUAGAAGCGAAUGACAUCGCUGGCCAGCGGGUCUUCCUCCCGGAGAAGCAGAUCGAGGAGAGGAUCGUCGGGGGUCAGGAGGCUUGGGCUCACUCCUGGCCCUGGCAGGUGUCUUUGCGCUACGGUACCGUUUCAGCGUGUGGUGGCGCAAUACUUUCCCCCUACUGGGUCGUCACUGCCGCGCAUUGCUUCCUACGAUAUAACAAAGUUUCCAUGUGGGCUGUGUUGGCUGGAAAACAUGAUCUUGAUAAUGCGAAUGAAGAGUGCCAACAGGGGAUGAAGGUUUCCAGUAUAAUCUCCCACAAAGAGUAUGACACGCGGACAAAAGAGAAUGACAUCGCCCUUGUCAAGGUCAAGACCCAGUUCACCUGGACCAGUUGUGUGAGGCCCAUAAGCAUCUUGAUGGGUCAAAUGAAACCCUUGAAGAAAUGCACUGUCACAGGCUGGGGAUCCACAAUGGAAAACGGCAGCGGAGCUUCUAGACUCCAGGAGGUGAAUGUUACCUACCUGCCCUCAGAUAUGUGUAACCUGUUCUACUGGGGCAACAUCCAGCCAUCCAUGUUCUGUGCGGGAGAUGUGGAGGGAGGAGUGGAUGCUUGUCAGGGGGACUCUGGGGGUCCCCUGUCCUGCCUGACUGAAGGCCGGUACGAGCUGGCGGGGGUGGUGAGCUGGGGGGUGGGCUGUGGUAGGGCCAAAAGACCGGGGGUCUACACCAAGCUACAAGACUACAUGGACUGGAUCGACGCGACCAUAAUGAACAAUAAAUCGAUGGACUUAGGUUCUGACCAACUUGAAGAGAGUUGUGGAGAGGCUGACACGCUCCCGUGCCUGCCGAGGUCCGCCCUGGCCGUGGUGACCGUGUCCCGGGAGGGUGAGGUGCAGGUGGGCAACGUGACCGAGGCAUGCCCCCACUCCUGGCCCUGGCAGGUCAGCCUGCAGCUUGGCGGCAUGCACUACUGCAGUGGGACCCUCAUCCACCCGCUCUGGGUGCUGGCUCCUCAACACUGCCACCCCAGGGCUGACUUUGACUCUGUGGUGCUUGGAGCCCAUGACCUGACCUUCCUGGAUCCCCAGACCAUCUCCAUGGACAAGGUGUUCAACACCCCCCGCGGUGGCGGUUUCCCCCCUACCACUGACCUCAGCCUGAUCCGUCUCAGCAAACCAGCUCCCAUAGGGGCCACGAUGGCCCUGGCCUGCCUGCCUGCUAACGAUGUGGAGCUGGACGACAGCUGGUCCUGCGUCACCACGGGCUGGGGAACUAGCUCGGCGAAAGUGGACGUGAGCAGUGAUGCCCUGCACCAGGCCAGUCUGCGGCUGGUUAACAACACUGCCUGCAGCCAGAGCUGGGGGAGGAACCUGAUCAAGUUUUCCCACCUCUGCACAGACCCCGCCGCCUCCUUCAGCUGCAUGGUGACGGGGAGAUGCUGGUGCUCCGUUGCUCUGCCAGAAGCACGGACUGUACUUCCUGUUUGGUCUCAUCUCCUGGGGUAGCAGACAAUGUGAUCAAAAACCUGCCGUCUUCUCCAAAAUAUCUGUCUAUAAUUCCUGGAUAAAUGGCAUUAUUGAGAUUUGAAUUGACUUACAGAUUUACGUAUUAAAUAAUAAACAACAAAUUGGUUGAGUCCCUUUCGAACAAUGCCACGGUUCCAAUGCAAUGCUAAUUGUACACUAUUACAAUGUGGUAUGUGAGGCAUGCACAUGUUGAUUCUCAGGAGUUGGUUUCC
Molecule: messenger RNA, 2220 nt
Organism: Osmerus eperlanus (European smelt)
Lineage: Eukaryota; Metazoa; Chordata; Actinopteri; Osmeriformes; Osmeridae
Gene: ovch1
Product: ovochymase 1
Exons: 14
Coding region: 134-1987 (617 amino acids)
Biological process (GO): proteolysis
Molecular function (GO): serine-type endopeptidase activity
Source: RefSeq, a predicted model, not a curated record